Molecule: messenger RNA, 6365 nt
Organism: Rhineura floridana
Lineage: Eukaryota; Metazoa; Chordata; Lepidosauria; Squamata; Rhineuridae
Gene: GSG1L
Product: GSG1 like
Exons: 9
Coding region: 2329-3246 (305 amino acids)
Cellular component (GO): plasma membrane
Source: RefSeq, a predicted model, not a curated record
CAACAUCUGGAGACCUAAGGUUGAAGAACAGGGCUCUAGAACACUUCUGCAAAAAAGAGGCGUUUCAAAAACAAAUGCCACCGACGCUGCAACCUUUUCUUUGGGCUGACGAACACAAAAUGAGAGUGGGGUGUGUGGUGAUAAAUGGCACCCCGCAAAAGGUCACCACCCACAUAAAAAAACCCCAGCCACACAGUCCACUUCAGUGCGUCCACAGUUGGACUGGAUUUGCUCCCCUUAUUGGCUUAUCUCCAGAUGAAUCCAAUUUUGGAGGGGGAAUCCUUGGAGGCUGAGAGGGAGGGCCCUGCUUAUUAGCUAGGCCUGCAGCCUGUAAGGGAAUCUCAACCAAUCAUGGUAAGGCAGCGAGCUCCAGGCCCGCCAGGAAAAGGAUGCAGGGAGGGAGGGCCACCUACGAUUUCCAGGCCAGGUGCUGCUAGAGCAUCAUUUUCUGUGGCAGUUACCACAGGGAAAGGCAUAGCAGUGGGUGAGGCCAGGCCUUGAGGGGGGAUCCUGAGUGAGUAGCAGGAAAGGCCAGUGGCAGGCCAGAGCCAGAGGCCCAAAGCCCAGUGAGACUGAGCUCAGGAAGCGGAAAGAAGUUCUGCCAGAAGCAGUUUGGAAUUUGGAGGAGGUCCUCAGGAGAAGCACAACCUGGUCCCUGUUUCCUUACCCCCACGUAAGAAAAAAAAGGCAGCACAGGAAAGAGGAACUGCAGGUGAUAAUUCUCACAUGGGGCCGCCAGCCUUGCACACAAACACACACGUGGGUCCGUGCAGGGGCAGCGGCAGGGCCCCCAACAUCACACCUGCACAGCCCCAUAAACCCCCUAGGUAGCCCUGCAAAGCCGGGGGGGGGGGGCUCCCUGCCUGUGACUUGGUUACAGGUCAAGAUAUCCAUGGCCAAUAAUAAUUACUUUAUUUGGUGACAGUAAAAAUGAAGCACUGAAAGGGGAUAGAGAGGCGAUUAUUCCGUUAUUAGCAGUGAGAAUGAGUCAGCUGUAAGCGAGAAAGAGGAGCAUAGGCUCUCCAUCGCCGCCCACUGGAUGAAGAGGGCAUGGCAAGGGUCUCAAAUGCUGACAGUACAGUACUGACUGCCAUAAUUGAGAAGGAAGAUGAAGUAAACACAUUCAUUUUAAAAUGGCACUUAUUUAUUUGUUUUGGAAUAAUAUGGGUUCAAGCCAACGGUCAGCCCAAAAGAACAUGAGGCAACACGCCAUUUCCUGGUUUCUCAGUUUCUCCCCCCUCCUCUACCUCUAUCCUGAAUGUCCUUAAGGGACACACACUGGCAAAUCCAGAAGUGCAGGGUGCCUUGAUGACAGUCACGGCUACCCCACCUUUUUUUUGCUGCUGUGUUGAGAAUAUGAUCCUUGUUAAUGCCCUCUCCCGCAGCAACUUUCCUAGGAGCUAAUCAGCAUGAAAGGGGAGAGUGUGGGCUACUCAGAAGAGUCUUCUCAGUGGCUGACUCGCCUCCUUUCACUCUGGUUGGCUCCAAUCAGCAGGAAAGGGCAAGGAAACAUGUUAAAAGACUCUUCUCAGUGGCUAACACCCACCCCUGUCAUUCUGAUUGGCUGGUAGGAUGCUGGAGACAUAGAGACCCUGCUCCCAAAAAAGUAGAGGGUCUAAGACCACCUGAGACCCUGGAGGGCUACACCUCUGCUUGAAAGCAAAGAGUCUGGAGAGAAAUUAAAAGUUUGCUGUGCUAUACAACAUCCAUUACUUAAUUGUUGAAUGCUCCAUUUUUCUCCUUUUCCUGGUUUUCGGAUGAUUAUAGUUUUUUGUGAAAAAACAACUUUUGAGUCGUACAAAGCAAUCCCAAAGCCGGUCACCCUCUUCCUGGGCGGCCUGGCGGAGGGGGAUGCGCAGGCCGAGCCCAGAGAGGGAGGCCUGUCGUUGGCAUUUUUCCUAGGUGAGCCGCUGGCCCGCCCGCCCACCUGCCCGCCCGCCGCGGAGUCUGAGGCUCCCACCAGCCUCCGCUUCAGCAAGGCGGCGGCGGCUCCUCCUCCCUUCAGAUGAGCGAGUGAGGCCAACGCUGCCCUCGAGCCGCCGGACGGGCGGAGGCGAGCGGCUUCCUUCCAGGCGCGCUUACUCCUGCGCUGGGGCCUCCGCCUCAUUCCGCCCAGCGGCCCUCCAAGUUCCCGGCGGGCCGGAGGAGCUAAGCACGCCGCAGGGGACGCCGAGAAGCCACGCACUCCCCGUGGCUGCGAGGCCAGCCGGGCGGCCGCUUUCCCACGCGGGGACGGCUCGCUCUUGGCCAGCGGCGGCUCAGUGGCGGCCGGCCGUGCCCGAGGUGCUCCAUGGCAGGCCGUUGCUGUUGUGCUCGGCGCAGGCGGGCAUGAAUGAGGCGCUCGCGGAGAGCCGAGGCCGGCCUCCUCCGGGGCGCGGGGCCGGCGAGGGCCGCCGGGUGCGGGCGCUGCUGGCGGUGGCGCUCAACCUGCUGGCGCUGCUCGCCUCGGCCACGGCCUUCGGGACGACGCACUGGUGCGAGGGGACUCAGCGCGUGCCCAAGCCCACCUGCGGCCCCCACAAGCGCACCAACUGCCUCGACCACGGCCACAACGAGACGGCGGGCAACGGAGCCGCCGCCAACGCGGUGCUCUACAGCUGGGAGACCGGCGACGACCGCUUCCUCCUCAGACGCUUCCACGCCGGCAUCUGGUACUCGUGCGAAGAGAACAUCAACGCUCCCGGUGAAAAAUGCCGAAGUUUUAUUGACCUUGCUCCAGCUUCUGAGAAAGGAGUGCUGUGGCUGUCGGUGGUGUCUGAAGUGCUGUACAUCAUUUUGCUGGUCGUUGGCUUCAGCCUCAUGUGCCUUGAGCUUGUCCAUUCCAAUAAUGUGAUUGAUGGGCUCAAGCUGAACGCUUUUGCAGCAGUCUUCACUGUGUUAUCAGGGCUCCUGGGAAUGGUGGCCCACAUGAUGUACACGCAGGUGUUCCAGAUGACGGUCAGCCUUGGCCCAGAAGACUGGAGGCCGCACUCAUGGGACUACGGCUGGUCCUUCUGCCUGGCCUGGGGUUCCUUCACCUGCUGCAUGGCUGCCUCGGUCACCACCUUGAAUUCGUACACCAAGACGGUUAUUGAGUUCCGGCACAAGCGCAAAGUUUUUGAGCAGGGAUUCCCUGAAGAUCCCAUCUAUGCAGACCACGAGUCCAUCAAGUAUUUCCACGGGAGGCUGGAGGAGGAAAAAGAUGAGACUGGGGACGUGAAGUUAGAGUGCCUCCGUGGCUACACCUCCAAUAGGGUCCUUCCAUAGCAGGCUUGCCUGGGUGGCAGAAAGAAUUCUGCUUUGUGAGUGAGCUGCAGGCAUUUGAAUUCUUGGAGCACAUCAAGGGUUUGGAAAUGGCCACAGUGUGUUGGGUAAGAAGCAUCCACUCACUCUGAAGCACCGACAUGAACUGAGUAACUUCUGGCAAGAGGGCCCAAAGCAGGGAAAGGCCCUUACUCCUGCCGCAAGGCCACCAUGUCCCAUUGCUCUGCUGCAGGAGGAGACUUGCCCGCAAUGGCUGCACAAUACCCAACUGUGAAGUCUGAGAGAAAUGUGAGCAGCCAAAAUGGCCAGAAGAGGUUCUCGCUGGCCUUACCAAGCUCUUCCACCAACGCGGCAACCUCUUCUCUGCUUUCAUUGGAGCUCAGCGGUCACUUCAUCUCCCCUGAAGCCAGGAAUCCAGAUGCUGCAGCCAUUGCUCGUUGGGCUGCCGACCGUAAGCAGAUAGAGCACUUGAACCCAAUUGCACAGGCAGCGGCAGCAGGACCUGGGUCCAUGGCUGCUCAUCCACGAUUAAGGCCAGCAUCUCCCCCAGUCAUACCAAGGCCAAACCUGUUCUCUGGGCCAGAGAGCAAGAUACUCAGAACCCCACUGCAAGAGCUUCCAGCUGCUGCAUCAGAAAGCCCAAUAACAACGCAUCAAAUGCGUGGCCAGCCUGCUGGGUAUGCAAAACUGGCAGAAAAAGAUUUGGGACCCGCUCAGAAAGAGGAAGACUUGAAGAGCAGGGACUUUGUGACCCGGAAAGAAUUACUGGCUAUGGAGCGAGAACUUGAGGAAGUCUGAGAAGAGCUGAAGUGUCUCAAGUGGAAGGUGAGGCACAUUGCGGAGACAGUCCAGCCUCUGGCAGAGGAGAUCAAGUGCUACAGUGGCUACACCUGAUGGAGCUGAAGGUGAUGGUGCAGUUUGAGAAGAACCCCUAUGAAGCUGCUCACAAAAUACUUGCACUGCUCUUCAGCGACAUCUAACUGCUGCAGUGUUUGGCAGCAGCUGAUCCAGCCUGCAACCCCAAGACCCUUCCCAAACCCCAAACUGACCUGGAUCUGUACAUGGUCUACUGCGACAUCCUGCAGUGCAUCUUUCCUGGAAUUAGCAGCCAAACCCUGACAGAGGCUGUGGCAUGUGUAGAAAGCUUGAAGCUGGCUUGAGAGACCUUCCUUCCCUGCCCCUGCUAGAAAACUGUGCUGCUGGAACAUUGCCUCAAAUUGUACAAGUGUUGCGGACAGGUAGUCUUGGCUAGUGCCAACCCCCAGUGUGCAGAACACCACAAAACUGGCUUUUAAAAGAUCAUGGCUUUUUUUUUUUUUUUUUUUAAAGAAACAUGUAAUAUUGUUGGUUUUUUUUUUUUAAAGUUAUAUCUUGCUUGCGACGCUGUUUUGUUUUACAGUAUUAAGGGUUAGUUCCUCGGUUGUCUGCUUCUUAGAACUGCCUUCAGGCUCCCUGUCCUGCUUUGUUGUGUAGCUCUGACAAAUGCUGACUGAGUAGCUGCUGCUGCAUCAUCUUUGGGUGAGGCGGGGCAAGCAGAAGCUCAUGUUCUGUGCAAAAAAGUGGAGCCAGUUUUGACCAGCACAUGCCUCUCUGCUGUUUGGUCAGUUCUCUUUUCCCUGUCCUAGCAGGCCACUGGUGCUUAGGGAUUAUUUUAGCCAUUGAUGCUGCCUUCAACUCUUACAAAAUUGUUACCUAACAGGUACUUUUGAGGGAGAGUGAGGCACAACCAGGAUGUGGUUUCAUGUGUAUGAGUUUGUGCACACUCGGGAAAGGAGAAAUUCUUGCUUGUUUUGUCAUCAGAAGCAAGCAAGAGUAUACCUACCCCCUAGCCAUGACUCACUGACCACAAUUUUACUUUCCCGACAGCCCUAACUGGGAUAAAUUUCCCUGGUCAUCUCCACCCUCCACCAUCGUGAAUCUGAGUGAUGGCUGCUGGCUGGUUGGUAAUGGAAAUGUCAACUUGAUUCAUUUCCCGCUGUUCUUUCUGGGGCAAGGAAGGAGGGCUGCUGCUCCUGGGCUGGAAACAGCCUGCCUUCUCAGCUAGGGUACUGGGGUGCGCACACACACCUUUCUCACUCCCCCUCCCACAAGGAGAGGGCAGCACUGCUUUUCUUCAUCCUUUGGCAAGGAACAGUUAGUGAAAAAUAAAAGGGUGUGUAUGUGGGAACAGCCAGUCUCCCGAUCCCACAAGAAGCACCACCCCAGACUUGCUUUGAAACAGGCUCUUGUGCGCCUCCAUUUCCAGUGCUUUCACAGCCUUCCUGAGCCCAUGAAAAUGGGGAGCUGCGUGCCCCAAAGAGGCAGCAGGCGAUAACGCUGGCCCUUCCAGGCCUUGGUAGACAGGCAAAAAAUGAGACAAAUGCAGGAAAGCCUUCACCUCUGUCACAAAGCACCAGAGCCUGCUGGAGACAGGAGAUUUUGCCAGGGCUCUGUGCUUACUGUUUGCACUGCAAGGUGCCUGAUGGCCUUGGGGGGUGUCUGUGUGUGUGCAAAAGGGCUGGGCCAAGGAGGGAUGAAAGUGGGGUAGGCUUGCUUUAAGGACAGGCUGCAAAAAGUUGCCAGAGCAACACUGGGGAGAGGCUGCUGCCAUCUGUGGGCAGGCACAGAAGUCAUUCCUUUCCUGAUGAAGGGGUUGAGGUGCUGUGCUGCUUCCUUCCUCUCUCCCCCCCUUCACGGCUUCCAUAGCCUGAUUUCACAGCACAGGAGGAGCUUCAAGAAGGUGAAAAGUCCCAUCGGUGCCUCAUCACUGCAUCAGUGCCUCCAGCCAGGCCCUGCUUCCAGACUGCCAACUCCUGCUCGAAAACCAUCCCCAACCGAAUCAACCAAACAGAAGGUUCAUAAGGCAGCCAUGUAAUAACAAAACACAGCAUCAGAAAAAGAGGAGUGUGUGUGUGGGGGAAAAGGAAUGCAUGGUCCCAAAAGCAGUAAGUUGUGACAACGUGAUAUUUUAGAGUCAACAUGCACAGUACACCAGCGGACAGUCUUAAUUGUGCAGCUAUUCACCUUUGCUGAAGGGACAUUCCCCCCCCCAAUGUAGCUUCUGCCCUCCAUGCAACACCAAGAGCAGAGGUGGUGCUGGUCCAUCAUGCACUGGCACUUCUGCUGCGAUAAAAGAAGGGGCC